Messenger RNA from Aspergillus udagawae, 1026 nucleotides. Its product is annotated as phosphatidylinositol phosphate kinase family protein. Bases 1 to 1026 code for a protein of 341 amino acids. NCBI's taxonomy places the organism in Eukaryota, Fungi, Ascomycota, Eurotiomycetes, Eurotiales, Aspergillaceae. Gene Ontology annotation, molecular function: phosphatidylinositol kinase activity. The transcript has 2 exons. The record is from RefSeq and is a predicted model, not a curated record. Gene Ontology annotation, biological process: phosphatidylinositol metabolic process.
AUGACUGGAAGUCGUCGUCACUCGGCUCUGGCCAAAUCCAUCCAGCUUGCGCUUUUUCAUGACCCGAAAGCGUUUCGCAAGUCACUGCUUGGACGUAUCCUGGCAUUCUUCAGUAUCUUCUAUAUCAGACUCAUCAGGUACCGCGACGAACUGUUCCGCAAGCUUCGCAAUGAUGUAUGGGAAAUCGACGAGGAGGAGUACAAAGCAUGUUUCCGCGGCGAGAACAAGACCCUACCAUUGAAGCCGAUGGGAGAUUUAGGGUUGUCCGGAUCAACAUUCUUUUCCACAUCCAACAACAAGUUUCUCGUCAAGAGUCUCCCGCGACACUUCGAACACUCCUUCUUCAGGGAAGACCUCCUGGAACCGUACUACGAGUAUAUGAGCACUCAUGCAGACUCAAUCCUGGUCUGGAUCACAGAUUAUGUGUAUGCACCGUACAGAACCAUCGGAAGUAUUUUGAAGACCACGCCGGCCCAUCAUAUCAUCAUGGAGAAUAUGCUUUCCGGGAAGGACGAGGACUCUGCCAAGGACGACUGGGAGACGUAUGAUUUGAAACCAAUCGACUACUUCUACCCGGAGCGGGACUUACUACCAGAUCCGCUGGUCAGCGAAGAGACCCUGAAUAGGCUGGCCGAUAAGUUUGAGGAUAAGAUACCCAUGCGGCAGUCGGAUUAUGAAAGGUUUCGAAAGGUACUCGAAGCCGACACUCGCUUCCUUCAGUCAGCAAAUGCUGUUGACUACUCACUCUUUCUGAUCCGUUAUCCUGCGUCCUCCAAUCCCGGCGUGGUGGGAAAGAAAAAUCCAUGGCGCGUUGGAUUCCAGUCUCUUGAUGGGAAGUGGAAGUACCGUGCGGUAAUCUUGGAUUUCUUCUGGGCAAAACACAAGCUGCAUGCGCAGGCUAUGACCGGAGUGGUGCAGACAUUUAAUGUUAUCGGGCGCCAGGGGCCAAUGACGAUCACAACGACGGCAGACGAAUACCGACAGAAAUUCUUGGACAUGGUGGAUGAAAUGCUGAAGGUGCAUUGA